Molecule: messenger RNA, 1330 nt
Organism: Micropterus salmoides (largemouth bass)
Lineage: Eukaryota; Metazoa; Chordata; Actinopteri; Centrarchiformes; Centrarchidae
Gene: chp2
Product: calcineurin-like EF-hand protein 2
Exons: 7
Coding region: 90-674 (194 amino acids)
Molecular function (GO): calcium ion binding
Source: RefSeq, a predicted model, not a curated record
AGAGAGAUAUGGUUAGUCUGCUCAAACUGCAGCCACCAGCCAAAGACAGAGACUAAAGACAGAAGUGAGGGUUGUGCUUUAGCAGCAGGAUGGGCUCCAACAGCUCCAGCGUGAACAACAUCCCAAACGCCCAGGAGCUCAUGCAGGAGACUGGCUUCUCUGCUGCGCACAUCCUCCGUCUGCAUGAGAGGUUUGAGUUUCUGGACAAAGACAAGAGAGGACAGCUCAGUCCUCAGGAUUUCGGAGCACUGCCGGAGUUGGCCCUGAACCCCAUCGGAGACCGAAUCAUCGGUGCCUUUUUCUCUCCAGGACAGGAAACGGUGGACUUUGCCUCCUUCGUUCGGAUUCUGGCUCAUUUCCGUCCCACAGAAACAAACCGAACCAGAGAUGAAGCACAGCAGGAGCCGGUCAACAGCAAGACCAGAAAACUCAAAUUUGCUUUUCAGUUGUAUGAUCAGGACAGAGAUGGAAAGAUUUCCAGAGCCGAGCUUCUUCAGGUGCUGCGGGCGAUGCUGGGGAUCCAGGUGACGGAAGAGCAGCUGCAGAGCAUCGCUGAGCGAGCUAUCCAGGAGGCUGACCUGGACAAAGAUGACGCCAUUUCCUUCGACGAGUUCAGGAAGUCACUGGAGAAAGUGGACAUCGAUCACAAGAUGAGUAUUCGCUUCUUAAGAUAAAGACACUGCUGAUGUUGAAAAGAAGGCAAUCGGAUGCUUGUUCUCUUUACUAAACUUGUUAGAGGAGAUAAAGAUUGAGACACAGCGUGUGAAAUGAUGUGGUGGCCUGGUGGAUUCGGUCAAAGAUUAAGAUAUCUUUUAAUUGGUAUAGAUACAUCGAAGGAGUCUAAUGUGAUCCUGCUACGAGUUGACACCAAAAAACAUCUGCAGCGCUGAAGCACAGGGCUGUAAAUGAAUAUGGAUGAUAAGAUGUUCAGAUAAGAGAAAGUAAUCAAUGAGGUGGGGCACACAGGUGGUGCAGGGCCCUACCAGCACAGAGACCUAGGAUUCAGUUUUCUAAGAGUUAAGGAGAAACUAAACCACUGGACAUACAACAACUAGAAAAGCAACUCAGAGUAGAGUAAGAGUAGUAGCAAGCUCUAUCUAACAAAACCAUGAAGCUAACUAUGGCUAAGUGAAUACCUUAAGAAUUAUAUUUUAGUGUGAUGAACAAAAGAACAGAUACAAGUCUGUACACACUGGCACUUGACAUCAAUUAAAACAAAUUAUCUUUUUCUUUCCAAAACAGUGCUCAAACAUUUCUCUGAUAGUAAUCAAUACUCCCAUAUGCAUUUUAAAUACAAACACAACUGUCAGUCUGGUGGGAGCUGGUGAGG